AUGGACAGCGCGGCCGGCGCCGCCUUCGCCCCGGACAAGCCGGCGCUGGGCCCGGGGCCGCCGCCGCCGCCGCCGCCGGCAGCGCUGGGGCCCGGCGACUGCGCCCAGGCGCGCAAGAACUUCACCGUCAGCCACCUCCUGGACCUGGAGGAGGUGGCGGCGGCCGGGCGGCUAGCGCCGCGCCCCGCGGCCAGGGCAGAGGCGCGGGAGGGCGCGGCGCGCGAGCCGUCCGGGGGCAGCAGCGGCAGCGAAGCGGCGCCGCAGGACGGUGAGUGUCCCAGCCCCGGGCGCGGCGGCGCCGCCAAGCGGAAGAAGAAGCAGCGGCGGAACCGCACCACGUUCAACAGCAGCCAGCUGCAGGCGCUGGAGCGCGUGUUCGAGCGCACGCACUACCCCGACGCCUUCGUGCGGGAGGAGCUAGCCCGGCGCGUCAACCUCAGCGAGGCGCGUGUCCAGGUCUGGUUUCAGAACCGCCGGGCCAAGUUCCGCCGAAACGAGCGGGCCAUGCUGGCCAACCGCUCAGCCUCGCUGCUCAAGUCCUACAGCCAGGAAGCCGCCAUCGAGCAGCCCGUGGCUCCCCGGCCCACUGCCCUGAGCCCCGAUUAUCUCUCCUGGACGGCCUCGUCCCCCUACAGCACGGUGCCGCCAUACAGCCCAGGAGGCUCAGGCCCUGCGACCCCGGGGGUCAACAUGGCCAACAGCAUCGCCAGCCUUCGUCUCAAGGCCAAGGAGUUCAGCCUGCAUCAUAGCCAGGUGCCCACGGUGAACUGACAGCCAGCCCCACCAGGCCCCCGCUGCCUCCCUGGCUGCCUCCCCGCUGCCUCCCUGGACAGGCUGGGUGGGCUCUCCUGGCCCCUCUCUUCAGCCUGGACUUCUGAGCCCAAGAGGCUGCUGAGAUGCCCAGAGCCUGGCUCAGCCCUUCAUCCACGGCCACUGGAGACUGCGGCCCCUGACCCUGGAGGUGCUGGGCUGGAAGGUUGGAGCAGCGGCUCACCAAGGACCUCACUUACUUUGUGUAUUAAAGCCAAAAAGCUGUUGUCUUUAAGAAAUAAAAAAAAAAAUUUUAAGCCCCAAAAGAUUGCGGGAGGGCGGACAAGGGCAGCAAACCAAUGAAGGGACGGCCUUUUGGGGCCAGCUGCCCUCGUCUGUGUGCCUCUUUCUGCAGGAAGUCCUCCAUCACCCUGUAGAGCCCCAGGGGUGGGGAGCCGGGUAGGAAGACAGAGACCUGCCCUGGAACCCCGGCACCCGGGUGUUUGGGAGAAACCCCGAUGUGUGACCCUGGCCAGGACCCGAACCCUCUCUGUGCAGGGAGUGUCUCCCCUGCCCUAUGGCAGGAGCAGAGGGUGUGUGGAGGCAGACGCUAAAAUUAAAUCCCUUGCUGCUGGGCAUGCAGAAGCUGGGGGUCCCCUGGGCAUUUGACUGUGGGGGACCCAGGCAGAUGGCCCAGAAUGUCGGGGUGCAGAGUGGAGGACCCAGGUGGGCUCACAGGACAGACAGGUGGUCCUAACAGACAGGGCCACCAGAGACCUUCCAAGUCCUCCAACCUACCGUUUCAGAGAUGGUCACUGGGGGUGACAGAAGACACAUGUGCCACCAGGCACUGACAUCACUUAUGAGGAGUGUGCAGAAAACUGUGGGGUGAGGGGAAUGGUCUGAAGCCAGCCCUCUCCACCUGGCCCCGUGCCACACCUGCUGAUGGGCGCACCCUCCAGGGAAGUUAAGAGAUAAUUUCUGGGAAUUCCCUGGUGAUCCAUCCGGUGGUUAGGACUCGCUGUUUUCACUGCCAGGGCCCGGAUUCCAUCCCUGGUGGGGGAACUAAGGUCCCAAAAGCCAUGCGGCCGGAAAAAAUAAAAUAUAAUAAAGUGAUCAUUUCUGCAACCA
Messenger RNA from Lagenorhynchus albirostris (white-beaked dolphin), 1881 nucleotides. RefSeq names its product paired related homeobox 2 (gene PRRX2). Gene Ontology annotation, biological process: regulation of DNA-templated transcription. Gene Ontology annotation, molecular function: DNA-binding transcription factor activity, RNA polymerase II-specific; DNA binding. The transcript is spliced from 4 exons. The record is from RefSeq and is a predicted model, not a curated record. The coding region runs from base 1 to 771 and encodes 256 amino acids. NCBI's taxonomy places the organism in Eukaryota, Metazoa, Chordata, Mammalia, Artiodactyla, Delphinidae.